AACCGGCGGAGGCAGGACUAGAGGCAGCGCUGGCAGCCCGGCGGAGAGCUGCGGAGCUGAAAUGAAGCGCAAACACGGAGCGGCUCACACCGUCCACAGCCGCGCGGCUCAGGAAGAGGCUCCACUCCGCUCCAGCUCCACCCCGCCGCGGCUGAAUGAAGGGCUCCGUCCAUGCGGAGGCUAGCGCUCUUCCUGCUGCCCUGUGCUGUCGCCGUCCUGGUGCACUUGUGGUUGGCACAGCGACCCUCCUUCGCCUUCUUCUGCGAGCCGCUGGACAACAGCACUCACUCGGAUGAACCGUUGCCUUUCUGGGAUGUUUUGGUGGGAGUCCUGUCAGCGCGGCAUCAUCAUGACCUUCGACAAGCGAUAAGAGAAACAUGGCUGGGAUACAUUAGAGAUCACCCACACUUUAAGCGCAGAGUGGCGGUGAAGUUUAUCGUGGGUCGACACGGAUGCCCCAUUCCGGACGAGGACAGGGAGGAUCCUUACUCUUGUUCCCUCCUGAACUUCAGCGAGCCAGUGACAGGACAGGAUGCAGAGAUGGAGAUUGUUAGAGUGGAUCACCCGGCGCUGCUCGUCCCCUCUGAUGUCACAGCUAUCGCUCUAGACUUUAAGGUCCUGCACCCGGUGGUGAUAACCCGCCUCGGGGUGUUCUCCAGUGGGACGCUAGCUGAACUUCACAGCAAUGUGACGGUGAAGCUUCUGCAGCUGGACCAGGAGGAGGCAGUGGUUACAGCUCGCUUCAGCUCCAUUAGCAUGGGAACCAUGGCAAACUGGGUGUGGUACAAACCAGUGGAGCAGUUCAUCCUGCCCAAGGGUUUUGAGGGGGCGCUGGUUUGGGAGAGUCAGGACUCUGCUCCGCUGACCACUGUCAACUCCUCCUCUGUGGAGCUCAAUGAUGGAGGAGGUGUCCUCAAGUUCUCCUCUAUUGCAGAGGGCAUAUUGCCUCACAGAAGUGCUCUUGGGUUUCCUGGUCUGGCUGGAGGCUUCACAUUCACCAUCUACGAUGAAGACGGAUUGUCGGGACUCCUGCGAGGCCGCGCUGCCAGAAUGGAAAGGCAUGCCUCCGGUUUGAAGCGGGAGGAUGCUGCCCUGCAGGAGGAAAGCCUCAGGCAUGGAGAUAUCGUGUUUGUAGACGUGGUGGACACCUACAGGAAUGUGCCUUCCAAGUUGCUUCAGUUCUAUAAAUGGUCUGUGGGAAACGCUGACUUCAGUCUGCUGCUGAAGACGGAUGAUGAUUGCUUCAUCGACGUGGACUCGGUGUUAAUGAAAAUUGACCACAAGGGUCUGAGGCGCAGAAACUUCUGGUGGGGGAAUUUCAGGCAGAGCUGGGCCGUGGAUCGGAUCGGAAAGUGGCAGGAGCUGGAGUACGCCAGCCCAGCUUAUCCUGCGUUCGCCUGCGGCUCAGGAUACGUGGUUUCUCACGACCUGGUCCAGUGGCUCGCCGGUAACGCAGAGCAGCUGAAAGCCUAUCAGGGAGAAGACGUGAGCAUGGGAAUAUGGAUGGCAGCUGUCGGGCCGCAGAAGUAUCAGGACGCCGGCUGGUUGUGUGAGAAGGAGUGCUACCUGGACAUGCUGUCAUCUCCUCAGCACACAGCCAAGGAGCUGCGCAUCCUCUGGGAUAGGAAGAAGGUGUGUGGAGACCCCUGUGGGUGUCCCUGAUCGGGCGCCGCUCCAACCCUGUAGCACUGUGGGUAAAAAAAAAACAAGAAAAGAUGCACUUAAACACUUGUUCUUGUUCAGUUUCUGGAGACUUUUCUUUACUCACAAGGUGGUGCAUUUAAUAUUAUAAGACUU
Molecule: messenger RNA, 1797 nt
Organism: Cyprinodon tularosa
Lineage: Eukaryota; Metazoa; Chordata; Actinopteri; Cyprinodontiformes; Cyprinodontidae
Gene: b3galnt2
Product: beta-1,3-N-acetylgalactosaminyltransferase 2
Exons: 12
Coding region: 172-1662 (496 amino acids)
Cellular component (GO): membrane
Molecular function (GO): hexosyltransferase activity
Source: RefSeq, a predicted model, not a curated record